Molecule: messenger RNA, 405 nt
Organism: Mangifera indica (mango)
Lineage: Eukaryota; Viridiplantae; Streptophyta; Magnoliopsida; Sapindales; Anacardiaceae
Product: BES1/BZR1 homolog protein 3-like
Exons: 1
Coding region: 1-405 (134 amino acids)
Biological process (GO): DNA-templated transcription; brassinosteroid mediated signaling pathway
Molecular function (GO): DNA-binding transcription factor activity
Source: RefSeq, a predicted model, not a curated record
AUGGUGACUAAAUACAGGUUUCCAAGUGAGAGGGAGCGGCAACACAAUAAGCAAAGGGAGAGGAAAAGGCGAGAGAUAACAAAGAAAAUAUUUGCAGGGUUGAAGGAGCAUGGUAACUACAAGCUUCCGAAGCAUGCUAAUAGCAAUGACUUGCUCAAGGCUCUGUGCGAGGAGUGUGGGUGGCAUGUUAAGGAAGACGGAACAAUUUACCGAAAAGCUAACCAUUUCUUCCAGCAGCAGAAAUUUACGUCAGGAUCUCCGAGCUUGAUCAGCAUUGAGACGUCGGACCAUGAAGAGUAUUGUAAUUGCUACAAUGGUAUGGCUUCAUCGGUCAAAGAGUAUGAAGAAGAGCAUGGUAUUAAUCUGACUCUCUCACUUUCAACCCCAUCAACUCGUCUUGUUUGA